GUCGGUGAGCUGCUGGUGUUGGCUGCAGGAACAGAUUGAAGAAACCAUGGCCAAUCAACGGGAUUACAUUAGCAGACCUAUUUGCAAUGGAAUUUCUGUUCCUGAAAAUAAAAUCAAUUCCUUAGUGGCUGAAGGUCAUGGACAACAAAUUCUGAAAGUACUACAAAAAUUCAGAGAACAAAAUAUAUUUUUUGACUUUAAAAUUCUUGUGAAAGAUGAAAUAAUUCCUUGUCAUCGUUGUGUACUGGCAGCGUGCAGUGAUUUUUUCAGAGCCAUGUUUGAAGUUAAUAUGAAAGAACGAGAUGAUGGCAAUGUUACUAUUAGUAAUCUAUCGCCCAAGGCAGUGAAAGCCUUUCUUGAUUAUGCUUACACAGGAAAAACAGAGAUAACAAAUGAUAAUGUGGAAAUGCUCUUCCAACUAUCAUCAUUUCUUCAGGUUUCACUCCUUUCCAAAGCUUGCAGUGACUUUCUAAUAAAAAGUAUUGACCUUGUGAAUUGCUUACAGUUGCUUUCUCUAUCAGAAAGUUACGGUUCCGUCCGCUUAUUUGAUCAUGCACUAGAUUUUGUACAGCACCACUUUUCCUUGCUGCUCAGAUCAAGUGAUUUUUUGGAGAUGAAUUUUGAGAUACUACAAAAAUGUCUCGAGGCUGAUGAGCUAAAUGUCCCAGAGGAAGAAUCAGUGUUGAAAGCUGUCCUCCAGUGGACCAAACACAACAUUGAAACACGACAGAAAUAUCUGCCUAAUCUAAUUAAAAAAGUGAGACUGCACCAGUUACCUGAAAAGACUUUGCAGGACUUUCUACAUUCUGAAGAACCCUUACUUAAGAGUGCUAAUUGCUCAGUAAUAAUCAAUGAUGCAGUUAAAAGUGUGCAAAACUUUAGCGGACUGUUUCCAGAUGCACGUCCUUCAACAACAGAAAAAUACAUAUUUGUUCAUAAAACUGAUGAAGAUGGAGAAAACAGACAUACAUUCUGCUACAACAUCAAAACAGAUAAAUGGAAAGAACUACCACAUACUCACAUGAUUGAUCUUCCAGGGUCAAGCUUAUCUAGUUAUGGAGAAAAAAUAUUUAUAACUGGAGGAUGCAAAGGGAAUUGUUAUAGGACUGUCAGGCUUCAUAUUGCUGAACCAUUUCAUGAUGCCACUGACCAAACCUGGUGCUACUGCCCAGUCAGUAAUGAGUUCUCCAUAGUGUCAGCUAUGAAAAAACCAAGGACAAUGCACACAUCUGUUGUCACCUUAAAUCAGCUGUUUGUAAUAGGUGGAAAGACCAGGGGAGCUCAAGAAACCCGAAGCCUUUUGGAUGUAGAGUCAUAUAACCCUCUUUCCAAAGACUGGAAAUCUGUAAGCCAAUUACCAAGAGGUAUCUACUAUCCAGAAGCAAGCGCAUGUCAGAAUAUAAUUUACGUCCUUGGCUCAGAAGUAGAGAUUACUGAUGCCUUCAAUCCAUCUCUUGACUGUUUCUUUAAGUAUAAUGCUAUGACUGAUCAGUGGUCUGAGCUUGUAGCAGAAUUUGGGCAGUUUUUCCAUGCAACUCUAAUCAAAGCAGUUCCAGUAAACUGUACAUUGUACAUAUGUGAUCUCUCCACCUACAAGGUCUACAGCUUUUGCCCAGAAACCUGUGUUUGGAAAGGGGAAGGAUCUUUUGAAUGUGCUGGCUUUAAUGCAGGAGCAGUUGGGACAGAAGACAAAAUUUACAUAUUAGGUGGUGAUUAUGCUCCAGAAGAAAUCACAGAUGAAGUUCAAGUCUACCACAGUAGUAGGUCUGAGUGGGAAGAAGUUUCACCAAUGCCAAGAGCCUUAACUGAGUUUUACUGUCAGGUCAUUCAGUUUAAUAAAUACAGGGACCCCUGGUCAUCAGUAUUAACAAUUUGCUCUGGAGAAUUUUGAAACUCCUGAGUCAAAAGAAUCUAUUUAAAGGCACAAGUUUUAGAACAGAUUUUUAGGUAUUAAUUUACAGAUGGAAAAAAUGUACUAUUUUAUUUAAAUCUUCAGUUUAAACUGUAUGCUAUAGAAUUGCUUUUGGAAGAGUCCAUUAUCAUUCAUGCUAGUCAAUAUAUAGAAAGUAUUAAUUUUAUAUGCAAGUCUUCUCUGUAAUUAUCUGAAUCAUUUGCAAAAUUGUAUUACU
Molecule: messenger RNA, 2129 nt
Organism: Melopsittacus undulatus (budgerigar)
Lineage: Eukaryota; Metazoa; Chordata; Aves; Psittaciformes; Psittaculidae
Gene: KBTBD3
Product: kelch repeat and BTB domain containing 3
Exons: 3
Coding region: 47-1891 (614 amino acids)
Molecular function (GO): protein binding
Source: RefSeq, a predicted model, not a curated record